Molecule: messenger RNA, 10043 nt
Organism: Medicago truncatula (barrel medic)
Lineage: Eukaryota; Viridiplantae; Streptophyta; Magnoliopsida; Fabales; Fabaceae
Exons: 14
Coding region: 384-9683 (3099 amino acids)
Molecular function (GO): ADP binding; ATP hydrolysis activity
Source: RefSeq, a predicted model, not a curated record
AGUAGCACAAGUUUCUCUUCCCAACAUGUAUCUACAAAGUCUAGUCCAAAUCCAAACAUAGUUUCUCAAAGUUUAUUGCUUUUGAACUCAAAACAAAAAAAAAAGAGCUUUGUUCAUUGUCUUUCAGUUUUUUUGUUAUUUUCCCAUUCCUGUGGCAAAAAAUAAAAAUAAAAAAUACUAAAAAUCAAAACUCAAAAAUAGUGUUGGAAUUGUCUGAAUUUUUGUACCAGUGGUUAGAGGUAGAUCAUUCUUUUGAAGUCAAUUUGCAUUAGUCUUGUAGAUCGCAUCAUCAGUAGCACCAGAGUUGUUCCAUUGAUUCUCCAUUGUUUCAUAAUUCAGGUUUUGACUCAAGUCACAAGGAAGAGGAGAAGAAACGAAAAUCAAUGGAAAUUUUAAUUUCUGUUGUUGCAAAAAUAGCAGAAUAUACUGUUGUGCCUAUUGGACGUCAAGCAAGUUACUUGAUAUUCUACAAAGGUAACUUCAAGACGUUAAAGGAUCAUGUUAAAGACCUUGAGGCUGCAAGAGAAAGAAUGAUCCAUUCGGUUGAAAGAGAAAGGGGAAAUGGUAGAGAAAUUGAAAAAGAUGUUCUGAAUUGGUUGGAGAAAGUGAACGAGGUCAUUGAAAAGGCGAAUGGGCUUCAAAACGAUCCUCGUCGUCCCAAUGUUAGGUGCUCAACAUGGUUGUUCCCCAACUUGAUUUUACGUCAUCAACUAAGUAGGAAAGCCACAAAAAUUGCGAAAGAUGUUGUUCAAGUUCAAGGAAAAGGGAUUUUUGAUCAAGUUGGUUACCUUCCCCCUCUAGAUGUAUUAGCCUCCUCCUCACCAAGAGAUGGUGAAAAUUAUGACACAAGGGAGUCGCUUAAGGAUGACAUUGUGAAGGCACUAGCAGAUCUUAAUUCACAUAACAUUGGAGUCUAUGGGUUGGGUGGGGUGGGUAAGACCACUCUGGUGGAGAAAGUUGCUGUAAUAGCGAAGAAAAACAAAAUGUUCGAUAAAGUGGUUACAACACAUGUAUCUGAAAACCCAGACUUUAAAACAAUUCAAGGAGAGAUUGCAGAUUCUUUGGGUUUGCAAUUCGUUGAGGAGACUGUUCUUGGCAGAGCAAAUCGCCUAAGACAGAGAAUCAAGAUGGAGAAAAAUAUCCUUGUCAUUUUAGAUGAUAUUUGGAGUAUACUUGAUUUGAAGAAAGUGGGAAUUCCAUUUGGAAAUAAACAUAAUGGUUGCAAAUUGUUGAUGACUAGUAGAAAUCAAGAUGUGUUACUGAAAAUGGAUGUUCCAAUGGAGUUCACUUUCAAACUUGAACUUAUGAGUGAAAAUGAGACAUGGAGCUUGUUUCAAUUUAUGGCCGGAGAUGUGGUUGAAGAUAGAAAUUUGAAAGAUGUAGCAGUUCAAGUUGCUAAAAAAUGUGAAGGUUUGCCUCUUAUGGUAGUGACAGUAGCACGUGCAAUGAAAAAUAAGAGGGAUGUCCAAUCUUGGAAAGACGCACUAAGGAAAUUACAAAGUACUGAUCAUACAGAGAUGGAUUCGAUAACUUAUUCUGCUUUGGAAUUGAGUUACAACUCUUUGGAGAGUGAUGAAAUGAAAGAUCUCUUCUUGCUUUUUGCAUUACUGCUAGGUAAUGAUAUAGAGUACUUUCUCAAAGUUGCAAUGGGGUUGGACAUAUUGAAGCAUAUUAAUGCCAUUGAUGAUGCAAGAAACAGACUUUACACAAUAACCAAAUCUUUGAAGGCGACUUGUCUUUUGCUUGAAGUUAAAACAGGUGGAAGGAUUCAAAUGCAUGACUUUGUUCGUGAUUUUGCCAUCUCCAUAGCACGCAGGGACAAACAUGUGUUUCUAAGAAAACAAUUUGAUGAGGAAUGGACAACCAAGGAUUUUUUCAAAAGGUGCACGCAGAUCAUUCUCGAUAGGUGUUGUAUUCACGAGCUUCCUCAAAUGAUUGAUUGUCCAAACAUUAAGCUUUUCUAUUUGGGCAGUAUGAAUCAAUCUUUAGAAAUCCCUGAUACUUUUUUUGAGGGUAUGAGAAGCCUUAGAGUGCUAGAUUUAACGCACUUGAACUUGCUAUCAUUACCCACAUCGUUUCGGUUAUUAACAGACCUUCAAACAUUGUGUUUGGAUCAAUGCGUUUUGGGAAAUACGGAUGCAAUAGAAGCUUUGCAAAAUUUAGAAAUUCUUCGCCUAUGGAAAUCUUCAAUGAUCAAGUUGCCAAGAGAAAUAGGCAGAUUGAUUCAAUUGAGAAUGCUUGAUUUGAGCCAUUCAGGAAUAGAAGUAGUCCCACCCAACAUCAUAUCAAACUUGACUAAAUUGGAGGAGUUGUACAUGGGCAAUACCUCUAUUAAUUGGAAAGAUGUGAAUUCAAAAGUUCAAAAUGAAAAUGCUAGCAUUGCCGAGCUUCGAAAACUACCACACUUGACAGCUUUGGAAUUACAAGUUCGUGAGACUUGGAUGUUGCCAAGGGACUUGCAAUUGGUGUUUCAGAAGCUGGAAAGAUACAAAGUAGCUAUUGGAGAUGUAUGGGACUGGUCUGACAUUAAGGAUGGAACCUUAAAAACAUUGAUGCUCAAACUUAGUACCAACAUACAUUUGGAGCAUGGAAUUAAAGCAUUGGUUAAAGGUGUUGAGAACUUGUACUUAGAUGAUGUAGAUGGAAUUCAAAAUGUGCUUUAUCAACUAAAUGGGGAAGGAUUUCCAUUGCUGAAACAUCUCCACGUCCAAAAUAAUGCAAACAUGAAGCACAUUGUUGACUCUAAAGAGAGGAAUCAAAUUCAUGUGUCCUUUCCCAUCUUGGAAACACUAGUACUUCUUAAUCUUAAAAACUUGAUGCAUAUAUGUCAUGGUCCACUUUCAAUUACUUCUUUUGGAAGUCUCAAUGUUGUCAAAGUAAAAAACUGCGUCCAGUUAAAAUAUCUUUUCUCCUUUGCAAUGCUAAAAGGACUUUCUCACCUUCGUGAGAUUGAAGUUUGUCAAUGCAAUUCUAUGAAGGAGAUAGUGCUCGAAGACAACAAUUCAUGUGCAAAUAAUGAUAUAACUAAUGAAAAAAUUGAGUUUCUUCUAUUGCGUUCUUUGACUUUAGAACAUUUGGAGACACUUGAUUCUUUCUUCUCUUAUUGUUUGACACAUUCCAGAAGUAAGCAAAACUGUCAUGGUUUAGAGCGGAAUGUUUCUACACCAUUUUUCAAUGCUCAGGUUGCAUUUCCUAAAUUGGAUACCGUUAAAUUGAGCUCAAUUCUCAAUUUGAAUCAAGUUUGGGAUGACAAUCAUCAAUCUAUGUACAACUUGACUAACUUGAUUGUCGAUAAUUGUGUUGGAUUGAAGUAUUUAUUUCCCUCUACUUUGGUUGAAAGUUUUAUGAACCUCAAACACCUUGAAAUAAGUAAUUGUCCUAUGAUGGAGGAGAUAAUAGCUAAAAAAGACAGAAACAAUGCAUUGAAAGAGGUUCAUUUUUUGAAAUUAGAGAAAAUCUUACUGAAGGAUAUGGACAACUUGAAGACAAUAUGGCAUCCCCAAUUUAAAACAUUGAAGAUGUUGGAAGUGAACAAUUGUAAGAAAAUUGUGGUUGUUUUUCCUUCUUCAGUGCAAAACACAUAUAAUGAUCUUGAGAAGUUGGAGGUUACAAAUUGUGCUUUAGUUGAAGAGAUAUUUGAAUUGAAUUUCAAUGAAAAUAACAGUGAAGAGGCUACAACACAUUUGAAAGAGGUUACUAUAGAUGGAUUGUUGAAGUUGAAAAAGAUAUGGAGUGGAGAUCUUGAAGGAAUUCUUAGUUUUCAAGCUAUUAAUUGUGCAAUCGUAAAUGAAUGUCCAAGCUUGGAGUAUCUAUUACCACUUUCCGUAGCCACUCGUUGCUCACAUCUGAAGGAACUUGAUAUAAAGGAUUGUCAGAACAUGAAGGAAAUUGUUGCAGAGGAGAAAGAAUCUAGCGUGAAUGCAGCUCCCAUAUUUGAGUUUAAUCAACUAACUACUUUAUUGCUUUGGGGCUUAAAUAAACUCAACAGCUUCUAUGCUGGAAAUCACACUCUAGUAUGUCCAUCUUUGACGAAGAUUGAUGUUUACAAAUGUACAAAGUUGAAUUUGUUCAGAACUCUAUCUACAAGAAGCUCCAAUUUUCAAGAUGACAAACACUCUAUUUUGACGCAGCAACCACUUUUCAUUGCUGAAGAGGUGAUUCCAAACAUAGAGGAGUUGAAGAUCGUACAGGCAGAUGCUGACAUGAUAUUGCAAAUCCAAAACUCAAGUUCCCUCUUUUGCAAAAUGACCCUUCUUGGUUUGGCUAGCUAUAACACUGAAGAGGCUAGAUUUCCUUAUUGGUUUCUUGAAAAUGUGCAUACUCUUGAGUCAUUAGUUGUUGAGGAUAGUUGCUUCAAGAAGAUAUUUCAAGAUAAAGGAGAAAUAAGUGAGAAGAAGACUCAAACACAAAUAAAAAACCUGAUGUUGAAUGAAUUACCUAAACUUCAACAUAUAUGUGAGGAAGGAUCCCAAAUUGACCCAGUUCUUGAGUUCCUUGAAUACUUAAAUGUUAGUAACUGUUCUAGUCUGACAAAUUUGAUGCCUUCCUCUGUCACCCUUAAUCGUCUGACAUAUUUAGAGGUAACAAAAUGUGAUGGGCUAAAAUAUUUAAUCACAACUCCUACGGCACGAUGUUUGGACAAGCUCACAGUGUUGAUUAUAAAAGACUGUAAUUCACUUGAAGAAAUAAUUACUGGAGUAGAAAAUGUUUUUGACAUUGCUUUUAUUAAUUUAGAAACUUUGAUGUUGGAAUGUUUGCCAAGCCUCGUCAAAUUUUGCUCUAGUAAGUGCAUCUUGAAGUUUCUAUCGUUAGAGGAAGUAUUUGUGAGGGAAUGUCCUCGGAUGAAGAUUUUUUCAGCAGGAAAUACAAGUACACCAAUUCUUCGAAAAGUUAAAAUUGCAGAAAAUGAAGAAUGGCUUUGGAAGGGAAACCUGAACGAUACAAUAUACAACAUGUUUGAAGAUAAGGUGGCAUUUGGUAGUUUCAAGCAUUUAAAACUAUCUGAAUAUCCCGAGUUAAAAGAGUUGUGGUAUGGUCAUCUUCAGCAUAACACAUUUAGGAGUUUGAAGUAUCUAGUGGUUCAUAAAUGUGAUUUUUUAUCCGAUGUGCUCUUUCAACAGAAGUUGCUAGAAGUGCUAAUCAACUUGGAAGAAUUAGAUAUCAAAGACUGUAAUUCAUUAGAAGCAGUUUUUGAUUUGACAGGUGAAUUUGCAAAAGAAAUUGUUUUGCAUAAUUCUACUCAAUUGCAAAAAUUAAAACUAUCUAAUCUUCCAAAACUGAAGCAUGUAUGGAAGGAGGAUCCACAUAACACUGUGAGGUUUCAAAAUUUAAAUGAUGUAUCUGUUGUGGGAUGCAGAAGCUUGAUAAGCCUCUUUCCACUCUCAGUGGCUAGUGAUAUGAUGAAAAUUCAAAGUCUUCGAGUAAGUAAAUGCGGCAUCCAAGAAAUUGUUGCCAAGGAAGAUGGAACAGAUGAGAUAGUUAAAUUUGUGUUUCCUCAUUUAACAUCCAUCACACUUAAUUAUUUGACCAAACUUAAGGCAUUCUUUGUUGGGGUCCAUUCUCUUCAAUGUAAAUCAUUGAAAACGAUCGAUCUCUUUGCAUGUCCAAAUAUAGAGCUUUUUAAGGCAGAACCUUUGAAACACGAAGAAAGCAUUAGAAAUGAUGAGCUCAAUAUUUCAAAAUAUCAACCUCUUUUUGUGAUUGAAGAGGUACUUGCCAAUGUGGAGAACUUAAACUUGAACAAUAAAGAUUUUGGCAUGAUUUUACUGAGCCAAUUUUCAGGGGUUCAAUUCAACAACAUCAAACACAUUACCGUGUGCGAAUUCUACAAUGAAGAAGCUAAUUUUCCAUAUUGGUUCUUGAAAAAUGUUCCUAAUUCAGAAAGCUGGUUGGUCGAAUGGAGUUUAUUCACAGAGAUAUUCCAAGGCGAAGAAAUCAUAAGAGGAGAAAAGGAAACUCAAAUUAGCCCGCGACUCAAACAGUUGAAAUUACGGCACCUGAGCAAGCUUCAAUGUAUAUGCAAAGAAGGAUUUCAAAUGGAUCCAGUUCUACAGUUUCUUGAAAGCAUUUAUGUUUAUCAGUGUUCCAGUCUGACAAUGUUGGUUCCAUCUUCUGUUACCUUUUGUUAUAUGACCUUUUUGGAGGUAACAAACUGCAAUGGGUUGAAUAAUUUGAUAACACACUCAACAGCAAAGAGUCUUGUCAAACUCAUAACAAUGAAGAUUAAAAUGUGUAAUUGGCUUGAGGAUAUAGUGAAUGGUAAAGAAGAUGAGACAAACGAGAUUGAGUUUUGUAGUUUACAAACUCUAGAACUAAUUUCUUUAGAAAGGCUCUCUCGAUUUUGCUCAUGCUCAUGCACCAUCAUGUUUCCGUUGCUGGAAGUUGUAGUUGUCAAAGAAUGUCCUCGAAUGGAACUUUUUUCGUUUGGAGUGACCAAAACAACAAAUCUUCAACAUGUACAAACUGAUGAAGGAAAUCAUUGGGAGGGUGACCUCAACAGAACCGUAAAGAGACUGUUUGAUGACAAGGUGGCAUUUGGUAGUUUCAAGCAUUUAAAACUAUCUGAAUAUCCUGAGUUAAAAGAGUUGUGGUAUGGUCAUUUUCAGCAUAACACAUUUAGGAGUUUGAAGUAUCUAGUGGUUCAUAAAUGUGAUUUUUUAUCCGAUGUGCUCUUUCAACCAAAGUUGCUAGAAGUGCUAAUCAACUUGGAAGAAUUAGAUAUCAAAGACUGUAAUUCAUUAGAAGCAGUUUUUGAUUUGAAAGGUGAAUUUGCAAAAGAAAUUGUUUUGCAGAAUUCUACUCUAUUGAAGAAAUUAAAACUAUCUAAUCUUCCAAAACUGAAGCAUGUAUGGAAGGAGGAUCCACAUUACACUAUGAGGUUUCAAAAUUUAAGUGAUGUAUCUGUUGUGGAAUGUGAAUGCUUGAUGAGCCUCUUUCCACUCUCAGUGGCUAGAGAUAUGAUGCAACUUCAAAGUCUUCGGGUAAGUCGGUGUGGGAUUCAAGAAAUUGUUGUCAAGGAAGAAGGAACAGAUGAGAUAGUUAAAUUUCUGUUUCCACAUUUAACAUCCAUCACACUUAAUUAUUUGACCAAACUUAAGGCAUUCUUUGUUGGGGUCCAUUCUUUUCAAUGUAAAUCAUUGAAAACGAUCGAUCUCUUUGCAUGUCCAAAUAUAGAGCUUUUUAAGGCAGAACCUUUGAAUCACGAAGUAUGCACUAGAAAUGAUGAGCUCAAUAUUUCAAAAUAUCAACCUCUUUUUGUGAUUGAAGAGGUACUUGCCAAUGUGGAGAACUUAAACUUGAACAAUAAAGAUUUUGGCAUGAUUCUACAGAGCCAAUUUUCAGGGGUUCAAUUCAACAACAUCAAACACAUUACCGUGUGCGAAUUCUACAAUGAAGAAGCUAAUUUUCCAUAUUGGUUCUUGAAAAAUGUUCCUAAUUCAGAAAGCUGGUUGGUCGAAUGCAGUUUAUUCACAGAGAUAUUCCAAGGCGAAGAAAUCAUAAGAGGAGAAAAGGAAACUCAAAUUAGCCCGCGCCUCAAACAGUUGAAAUUACGGCACCUGAGCAAGCUUCAAUGUAUAUGCAAAGAAGGAUUUCAAAUGGAUCCAGUUCUACAGUUUCUUGAAAGCAUUUAUGUUUAUCAGUGUUCCAGUCUGACAAUGUUGGUUCCAUCUUCUGUUACCUUUUGUUAUAUGACCUUUUUGGAGGUAACAAACUGCAAUGGGUUGAAUAAUUUGAUAACACACUCAACAGCAAAGAGUCUUGUCAAACUCAUAACAAUGAAGAUUAAAAUGUGUAAUUGGCUUGAGGAUAUAGUGAAUGGUAAAGAAGAUGAGACAAACGAGAUUGAGUUUUGUAGUUUACAAACUCUAGAACUAAUUUCUUUAGAAAGGCUCUCUCGAUUUUGCUCAUGCUCAUGCACCAUCAUGUUUCCGUUGCUGGAAGUUGUAGUUGUCAAAGAAUGUCCUCGAAUGGAACUUUUUUCGUUUGGAGUGACCAAAACAACAAAUCUUCAACAUGUACAAACUGAUGAAGGAAAUCAUUGGGAGGGUGACCUCAACAGAACCGUAAAGAGACUGUUUGAUGACAAGGUUGCAUUUCCUAAACUCAAAUACUUAGCCUUAUCUGACUAUCCUGAGCUAAAGAAUUUGUGGUAUGGCCAACUUCAUCGAAAUGUGUUCUGCAAUUUGAAACAUCUUUUGGUGCAAAAAUGUGAUUUUUUAUCACAUGUACUUUUUCCAUCAAAUGUAAUGCAAGUUCUACUUGCAUUGGAAGAACUAGAAGUAAAAGAUUGUGAUUCCCUAGAAGCAGUUUUUGAGGUGAAAGGUAUGAAGUCACAAGAAAUAUUGAUUAAACAAAGAACUCAGCUGAAAAGAUUGACUUUGUCUAACUUACCUAAAUUGACGCACAUAUGGAAGGAGGAUCCUCAUGAAAUUAUCAGCUUUGGAAACUUAUGCAAGGUGGAUGUUUCUAUGUGCCAAAGCUUGUUAUAUAUCUUUCCAUAUUCACUAUGCCCAGAUCUUCGACAUCUUGAAACGCUUAAGAUAGAGUCUUGCAGAGUCAAAGAAAUUGUUGCAAUGGAAGAAACUGGGUCCAUGGAAAUUAAUUUUAAUUUCCCCCGGUUGAAAGUUAUGAAGUUGUACCAUUUGACAAAUUUUAAGAGUUUCUAUCAAGGAAAACAUACUUUAGAGUGCCCUUCAUUGAAGACUUUGAAUGUAUAUCAUUGUGAAGCAUUAAGAAUGUUUUCUUUGAAUAAUAUAGACUUGCAACAACCUUACUCGGUGGACGAAAAUCAUGAUAUACAGUUCCAACAAGCCCUGUUUUGUAUUGAAAAGUUGAGUCCCAUCGUGGAGGAAUGUGCAGUAAAUGGCACAGAUAUGUUGGGGAUAUUGAAUGGUUAUGGUCAAGAAAAUAUCUUUCAUAAAGUCAGAUUUCUUCGUUUACAAUGCUUCGUUGAAACUCCAACUAUUCUUUUGAAUGAUUUCCAUACAAUAUUUCCUAAUCUUGAAACAUUUCAAGUGCGUAAUAGUUCCUUUGAAAUAUUGUUCCCCACUAAAGGAACCACUGAUCAUCUCAGUAUGCAACUUUCAAGGCAAAUAAGAAAGUUGUGGCUUUUUGAUUUGGAAAAUCUCAAGCACGUAUGGCAGGUAGACUUUCCAUUGGAUCAUCCUCUGUUACAAUAUCUUGAAAACUUAUGUGUAGUGAAUUGUCCAAGUUUGAUAAGCUUGGUACCAUCAUCGUCAACAUCUUUCACAAAUUUAACAUAUUUGGUAGUGGACAACUGCAUAGAGCUAAUCUGUUUGAUAACAUCUACAACAGCAAAAAGUCUAGUUCAACUCAAAACAUUAAAAAUAAAGAAUUGUGAGAAGAUGUUGGAUGUUGUGAAAAUUGAUCACGAAGAAAAAGUAGAGGAAAACAUCCUAUUUGAAAACCUGGAAUUCUUGGAAUUAACUUCAUUGUCAUGUUUGAGAAGCUUCUGCUGUGGGAAACAAGCAAUCGUAUUCCCAUCGUUGCUAGACUUCGUUGUUAAAGGAUGCCCUCAAAUGAAAAUCUUCUCAUCUGCACUCACAGUAGCACCGUGUCUCACAUCAAUUGAGGUGGAAGAAGAAAACAUGCGAUGGAAAGGUGAUCUUAACACAACUAUUGAACAAAUGUUCAUAGAAAAGGAAGUCCCACAUUCUAGUUAAGUUACACAUUUUGAAUGACCAGACUAUCAUCUAUCGUCACAUUUGCAAGGUGCAAGAAACAUGUGAGUAGUAGUUCCAAGGAGCUAUUUAUAUUGGUAUUUGGAAGACUUUCUUUUAUUUAUUAUUUAUGUUGUAAUUUGAUUGGUUUCAUGUCAAGGACCUUGUAUUGUAAUUUUAUUCUCAUUGUUGUGGUAGGUUACGUCGAGGGAUUCUUUUAUUGUGUUAUUAUCUAAUUUGUUUAAUUGUCAAAUUCAACCAUGACAUUUUAGGGGUGUUCCUAAGUGUUUGAUGGAUCACUCUUUUUAUUUUGAAAAAUUUUAUUUUGAAAAAUUGAACAUUUCUAGUUGGACAUGCUAUGUA